AUGCCAAUUUCUGAAUCUCUGCUCAGCCAGGUGCCCGUAGAUAAUCCUGAUCUCAGGAUUUACAGAGCGUAUUUAGCCGAGCGUAUGGCUACUCAAAACCGAGGUGUGCCUUCCCCACGCUCGCAUAGGUCACCAAGUGAGGGUUCUAGGUCUCGAAAAAGAAAAGAGGGGUUAGAAGACGAUUCUGCACCUGGCUUAUCUGUUCCUUCUUCUUCUUCUAUCCAAAUUCCUCAAUCUUCAGCUCCUUCUCAAAAGAAACGAAAAACUCGUCAUCACUCAAAAUCAAAAUCAAAAUCAAAAACAACUUCAUCAACAUUCUCUGUUCCUUCUCCUCUCACUCCUUCAUCUUCUUCCUCCAAUCCUAUUUCAUCACCUUCUCCUUUUUCCACUAACGUUAUACGAUCUUCUCUUCAGCCAAUUCCAGAGGAAUCACAUGAUGAACGCUCUUCCUCUGAUCACAACGAUAUUAACGAUCAAAUUUCUUCUUGUGAUAAUGUGUUUGACAUUCCGGAGAGACAAGGCGGUCCUGAGGGAGGGGUUGAAAAACAUAAUGGAGAGGAUGUGAGGUCUGGGCUAGGUACAGGGCAAAAAGAAAACGAUGGCCCUCCGACAGUUGAAACAACCAGCCGGGAAGCCACCAAUAGAUUAGAAGCCGAGGAGUCCCCAACCUCGCAUGAUUCACCUUCCCGCCACUCUGGGUUCUCUCUACAGGAUCCAGUUUCAUCACUGCACAGGCACCAACCACGCCCACUAUCAAUUCCUCAUUCGGAGGAUGUCGAUAUUGAAGUCGCGGAGACUCUUGCCUCUCUCCCACGUUCAUUUGCUCACACUAUCGAGUCUAGAUCGCCAUUAAGAUCACUUGUUUCUGAGCAUGCACAUUCUUUGAAUGUUGCAACAACAGAAUGGGGAUUCAAUUCUCAAGGAAUGUUUGGAAGUCCUGCUCAUGUUAAUAUGACAGGCGCUGGGGAUUCAAUUCCCAGUUCAACGGGCAAUCUUGGAGAACCCGGAAGUCCCACCAUCCGGAACAUUGUGCCCGACACUUGUGUUGGGCCAAGAAGUUCUGAAACAACCAAUGUAGAGCUUUUGCUUCAUAAAUCAUUGGGAACUCCUGAUGGCCUACACCAUUCAGGCCACACUGUAAACCAAACGGAGCCUACAGUUGUGCAAACGACAUCUACGUCGGUCGCUACUGCUCUUACAACUCAACCGCCACCAACCGCAGUGCUCCGUCCUACUCUUGAUAAAGGAAAAGCCCCUGCCAAUUCUCAAUCAUCUUCUUCUACUUCUAGUCCUCCUCCAAAUCCAGACGACAUUCGGCUUAAAGCUAAUCCUGCAGAAAGACAACUCUUCCAAGAACUAGAAGCCGCUGGACUUCUUCCUCAUUCUAAUCCUCAACCAUCACCACAACAUUCUUCACCUUCCGUUUCAUCCUCACAUCACAACCAUUCUCCUCAUCACUUAACUCCACAUAUUAUUACAUCAAUUCGCUCCAACGUCAAUUCUCUAUAUAACGAUCUAUAUGUUGAUCUUCUUUCUCUAGACACUCAAGCCGAUUCUUUCAAUAAAGCCAUUCUUGCAAAUCUUCAAGCCCGUUUUGACCAUCAACAACAACUCUUGCUUCUAAAACAUCAAGCCGAACAAGAAAAGUUUCUUGCUGACGCUCAACUUGAGGCAGCAAUGAAACGAAUUGCUGAAUUAGAAGAUUCUUGCAAAGCAACUGUAGUCGUCCAUCAUAGACGUGAUGACCCUGAUGAUCAGGAUCAACACGAGGGGGAGAACAGAGAAGAUACGACAACUGAAGUAAGGGCCAGUGCUGAAACAGAUAUUAUUGGAAGCAAUGAAGUUGGUGGAGACGAAGCACAAACAAGAGAUGCCCCUCAUGAUGAUGAAGUUAUGAGUGAAAAUGUUGAUAACACUGAGGUUGUGAAUGUUGUUGAAUCAGCUAUUGGAGCAAGUGCUGAUACGGAGAUUAUACUUGGCUCAGUUGUAAGAGAUGAUGCUCAAUCAGUGAUUGUGGAUAAUGUUAAUGAAAAUGAAGAAUUUGAUGAUCCUUUUAUCGAUGGCAACGAUGUUGAUCCUAAUGAUGAUAAUGACUCUUCGGAUAAUGAUGAUCUUCCUCCCCCCAGCUUUGACAAUUAUGCCUCUGUUCCUCAACCAAAUCCAAAUCUCAGUCAUUUAAACCUUUACCAACUCAUUCACCAUCUCAACCAUCCUCGCUUUCAAAACACCACCGCUGCUCCCCAUGUUCAAAUCAAUGAAGGAGGAUUUAAACCUAAUGAAAGAAGCAGAAUAGAUUAUCUUGCCAUCCCUUCUCAAUUAUUCCGCCUAACAAGAUUCUUGGAAGAAAAGGCCUCACAAAUCUUCUCAAGUCAAGAUGAACUAAAAAAGAUUGAUAUUGAUGAAUUAAGAGCUAGAAGAGCUUAUGUUAAGUUUUUCAACACACAAAAACUUAACAAAUAA
Molecule: messenger RNA, 2460 nt
Organism: Erigeron canadensis
Lineage: Eukaryota; Viridiplantae; Streptophyta; Magnoliopsida; Asterales; Asteraceae
Product: mucin-5AC-like
Exons: 1
Coding region: 1-2460 (819 amino acids)
Source: RefSeq, a predicted model, not a curated record